Messenger RNA from Zymoseptoria tritici IPO323, 2729 nucleotides. RefSeq names its product transcription initiation factor. The record is from RefSeq and is a predicted model, not a curated record. The transcript has a single exon. Gene Ontology annotation, cellular component: chromatin; nucleus. Lineage: Eukaryota; Fungi; Ascomycota; Dothideomycetes; Mycosphaerellales; Mycosphaerellaceae. The coding region runs from base 30 to 2729 and encodes 899 amino acids. Gene Ontology annotation, biological process: chromatin remodeling; regulation of DNA-templated transcription.
GAGAUCAUCAACAUCAACAACAAGACACCAUGUCGAGCGACCAAGGCGCAAACACCACCGCAUUCGAGGAUAACUCUGCGCUGCCGGUUGAUCAAAUUGAGGUAACACAAGAUUCCCAGCCCACCUCCCUCAAACCUGUUGAAGACGUUGCGUCGGGCAUCACAUCUGUUGCGGACUUUCUCCCUAACCCCAAGGACGCACCAACUUCACAUCCAACCCCUCCACCGGAUGAACCUCUUGUGUCUUCCGAUGCUAAUGUUGAUGUGGAGAUGACCGAGGCUGAGGAUCGAAAUGUGGAGGUCGAGUCUGCGCCGGAGGGGUUGUCGGAAGUUGCGCCUACGUUGGUGGAUGAGUCAGUACCAGUCCCUGCACCUGUUGUUGAGUCGAGUCUUGUGCGGCCGAGAGAGGAGGACGAUGGCGAGGAAGCGGAGGAGCCGGCGGCCAAGCGCAGCAGAUUCGACGGCGUCGAUGCCAGUGCGGCAGAAGACGCCUCUCUGCCCAUCGCGAACGCCAACGAUCCCGAGCCUGAGCUCGAGCCGCAACAGGAACAGACUGCAAUAUUCACCGAUGUCGCGACACCAGUUGAGACCAGCUCAGCAGAUCCUCUUCUCAGCGGCGAUGCGGCAUCGGAGCCUCAUUCUUCAAUACCGCCAGCGGCACCUUCCGACAUUCUUCCUCCAGCAGAUUCAGCGGCACCAGAGUCGCAGGCUUCAAUACCGCAAGCACCUCCUUCCGAAGUUCCUCCUUCAUCUUCAGCGGCGUUGGAACCGGAGGCUUCAACAUCGCAAGCAGCACUUCCCGAAGUUCCUCCACCACUACCCUCAACAUCAAUCAACGGCACGUCCGCUGAAGCCGAUGCGCAACCAACGAUCGAAUCGAUCGAAGCUCAACCUCCACCCUCCAUCGAGAACGCCGCAGAUGCACCAAUGGAGUCCUCACAGCCAUCCACACAAGCCCUUCCAACCUCUAUCCCACCUCCUGCCGCUCCCUCGUCAUCAUCAGCUGCGCCCGCGCAAGCAACCGCGCAGUAUGACACAAAACCCAUGACAGCACUGCAGAAGACGUUCUUGCAAGACAAGAUGAAGAACCUCAAGAAGACGAAAAACUCCGGUCCUUUCUCCAGCCCUGUCGACUACGUUGCUCUCGGCAUUCCGUCGUAUCCAGAGGUCAUCAAACAACCGAUGGACCUUGGUACGAUGGAUCAGAAGUUGAAGGCCGGGCAGUAUGCGACUGUACAGGAGUUUGCGGACGACUUCGAUCUUAUCGUCAACAACACCCGCACCUUCAACGGGUCCGCGCAUGCAAUCACACAGAUGGCGAUGGCGAUGGAGGCGUACUUUCGUAGGAUGAUGGAGAGUGUGCCAAGCGCAGAUAUAGCAGCUCUGCCAAAGAAGAAAGCAUCUCCGAAGCCUGCGACCAACAUUGCGCAGCGUCGAGAGCCGCGAGCUGUACCGCCUCCAGUCCCCGCUACAGAGUCAUUCGCUCUGCAGUCGAACGGAACUCCUCAAAUUCGCCGCGAAUCCGGCGCGAACCGGCCAGCCCGUGCGAUCAAGCCUCCUCCACCCAAGGAGGUCGCAUACGCGAUGCCCAAGAGAAAGGAGCAUCAACUCGAACUCAAAUUCGCCGAGCAUGUCCUGCAACAGAUCCGCGGUCCGCAAUAUGGCGCUCAAAAUAGUGUUUUCCUCGCCCCCGUCGACCCCGUGGCUCUCAACAUCCCCAACUAUCGUCAGAUCAUCAAGCACCCGAUGGACCUCGGCACCAUGACUCAAAAGAUGAAGCAGGGUCUGUACGGCAAGGCGUCGGAGGUGAAGAAGGACUUCGACCUCAUGAUUGAGAACUGCAUCUCGUUCAACCCGGUCGGCAACCCGGUGCGUGAUAUGGGCAUCGCCCUCCAGCGUAGUUUCGAGUCUCUGUGGCGUGACAAGGACAAGUGGGAGAAGAAGGAGCGGGCGAAUUCGAAGCGUGGAGAGUCGUCCGCGGAGGAGGAGAGCGAGGAGGAAGAAGAGGAAGAAGAGGAUGACGGCGAUGAGAAGAGCCAGGCUAUCCGCGCGCUGCAGAAGCAGUUGGCGGACAUGCAGAACGCUCUCGCUGGACUAAACGCCCCGCCGACGAAGAAGACCAAGAAGACCAAAGCUCCAAAGCAGGGCGGUACGAAGAAGUCCGGCGGUGCCUCCACCAAGACCAAGCUCCCUGCCGCAAAGACCUCGAAGCCUCCCAAGAAGACCAAAAUUGUGACCUACGAGGAGAAGCAAGAAAUCUCCGAGGCGGUCGGCAACAUGGACGGUGCGCAAGUCGAGCAACUCACCAACAUCAUCACCUCCAACUGUAAGAAGUACGCUGAGCAAGAUGAGAUGGAGCUCGAAAUCGACGACCUUCCCAACGAGGUCCAGGCCUUGCUGCUUGCGUACGUGCGCUCCAUCUUUGGCAAUCCGAGAGCACGUCAGAGACAGAUCUCUCCCGAUGAUGCUGGUGGUGUCAUGGACGAGGACGACGAGUUCGAGCCGUCUGAGCGUGGCAAGCGUGGUGGCGCCGGUGGCAAGCGCAAGAAGCAUCGGCCGAUGGGCAAGAAGGAGCAGCAAGAUGCGAUCUCGAAUAUCCAGAAGCAACUGGCACAGUUCCAGGGUCCCGCUAAUGGAGGCCAGAGUGUCGGUGGUGGGUACGUUGUGCCGAAGCAGGAGGAUGAGGACUCGUCUGGCGAUGAGGAGUCCGAAGAGUCCGAGGAGGAGUAG